AAAAAAAAAAUAUUAGUAACCUUGUAAACAACACUGUUGGAAUUGUCUUCUACAGCUGUCCACACUUUGGAAGUAAGCUAGCAGACAUGCCUUGGCGAAUGGGUCUCGUGUUUCGCCCCGCUCCGACUAUAGGGGAGCUAAGAAGUGGUUCCCCAAGACUGGUUGAGCUUAAUGACUUCAUCCGCCAACUUCACAAGAAAAGACUGGUUGAAGUCCUCAGUUUUUGUGAAACAAAGGUAACUCCAAUUGUUGAAGGGUAUGGAGGAUGGGCCUGGAGGAUGGAAAUUGUACCUAUAGAAUCAGCAUACCCUGGAUUUGGUGAUCUUGUUGUGUUGGAGUCAACAGAUCAUAUAAAUUCUUGCAAGCCAAUCAACCGGGAUGAUCCUUCCUAUACUGAGACAUUAGAAUUUUUACGCAAGCUAACAGCCCGGUAUUCAAAAUGAGAUGCUUCACUGUGAUUUUAUAUACUUGAAAAUUGACGUUGAUUAUCAUGCAGGAUGGUUAGUUUGCAUGGUGAUUGAAACAAAAUUUGACAUUCUUGAGGGCAAUUCAUCAGCAACUCAUAGUAGCUACUAAUUAGAUUACUGAACUAAAGGAGAUGAAGCUUGCUGACGAGACGAUGCAUUCUUUUUCAGUUAGAGAGGAAAGAAAAUUCUUUUUUCACAUUUUUUUUCCUCGUGUUUUUCAGAUUAAAUCUGUAAAUUAACUUUGUACAUCAUUUAUCAUGUAUUAUUGCUUCUGUAAAUAAGCCUGCACGUAGUUGGUGUAGGUGUUGUAUAUAAUUUCAAAUAUUUAAUUCCCAAAACAAGGGAUUAAUAAAUAAUUUAAAGAAAGCAUUCUUGCUAA
Jatropha curcas is the source of this 846-nucleotide messenger RNA. The record is from RefSeq and is a predicted model, not a curated record. Lineage: Eukaryota; Viridiplantae; Streptophyta; Magnoliopsida; Malpighiales; Euphorbiaceae.